AUGGCCGGUCCAGGUGGUGGCCCUCCGCGCAAGAGCCAUACUAAGUCGCGCAAUGGAUGCAAGACAUGCAAGCGAAGACACAUUCGCUGCGACGAAACCUUCCCACAAUGUCGCAAUUGCACAAAACACAACUGUCGCUGUGACUACCAGGACAUGGCCGCAGCACAAGUUAGUCCCCCCGCUUCAAGGCGUGGACCCGAUCUCCUCAUGUCGCCCGAAAUCGAGAUGGAGAUUGACGAGUGGCACCGAACCGGUAUUCCUCCAUAUCAUGAACUUGCUCAGUGUCCACAGUCUGGAUGGUCUCACCUAUCACGGGCAGAUCUGCGCCUGGUUCACCAUAUUAUUGGACUUUCCAUUGAUCUACAUCGGCGGGGUCUCAGCAAUUGCACAGUUUGGGCGCAAAAGAUGCCUAACUUUCUUGCUAUCGCCUUGUCAAACGAUUUUGUCAUGAGCGCCAUCUUGAGCUUGUCCGCAUUUCAUCUAACCUACCUCACGGGCAACCAAGACACCAAGCAGCUGGCUUAUCAGCACAGAGUCACUGCUCUCCACGGCCUACAAACAUCGAUCGGUUUAUUCUCGAAAGAGAACUGCGACGCCAUUCUCGCCGCUUCGGUUUUGUUAUCCUGGCAAGCAACCGAACGUCAAAGUUUGAUCUCUCUGCAGCAGGGAAUUUCAUCAGUCCUCGAAUCAAUGCAUCCAUUCUGGAAACAAGAAUCCGAAUUAGCACAACUGGUCGAACACCAACGUUCCAUCACAAUACCCGAUUUCCCAAUGUCCCUCGAAGAAGAUUUAAACCAACUCGAUCAAACCAUUCGUGGACUUCAAAUCUCCCAAAAGCGCGUCUCCCAUCACCCUGAAUACACCCAGCGUCUAACAGAACUGCUCGACUUCGUGAAACAAUUCCGAAAAGAAUACCCAACACAAUCACCCGAGCAAUCUUUCGACCGCAUUCGAACCCUCCGCCGCUGGCUAUUCUGGCUUCCAGCCUCCAUGCUCCGAGGAAGCGACUCCGAUCUCACAGGCCUAGCAGUCCUAUCCCACUUCUUCGCAGUCGCAGCUGCUCUCGACCGCUUCUUCCCCGAGACGGGCGGCGCAUACCUCGGCGCCCUCUCAAUCGGUCCAAUCGACGAAACAUACCAUAUCCUAGCUUCGCAAAUUGCUACAGAUCCAUUCAACGCGGACCUCCAACUCGCAAUGACCUUGAUGGAUUUCCCUCAACGUGUCGUCGCACACUACCGCAGUCGUUUGGCUUGUCCUCCCCACCCCUCUAUCGAGUACUCCCCCGGUCCUCCGAGCCCAUAUCAUACCCACGGUCUGCACGAGUACCCUCUCGCCUCAUCAUCAUCGCCUGCCUCUGCCUCUCCUUCUUAUGCCGCAUACACACCACCCCUCCAAUCUCCUCCCGCUGUGACUGUAGCUGGAUCACCAUUCCAUCUCGGAGAUGGAUAUGUCACUGCCGCCUCUUCACAUACGUAUUACCCGCCUUCCCCACAACACUUCGACACACAUGAUCAACAGCUCGGUUUAUCGGAGAUCGGGCACCCGAGUGGUAUUGCAACUUCAUCGGCUUAUACACCUCCAUAUGGUACUGAUGGGCUAUGUGCUGAUAUGCCUCGUGCUGAUGGCAGACUCAGUCUUAAUGUGGAGAUGUAUCAGCAGACACACCCGUUCGAGAUGCAGGGUAUGGUUGCACCUGAGCCUUUAUGGACAUGA
Molecule: messenger RNA, 1713 nt
Organism: Penicillium angulare
Lineage: Eukaryota; Fungi; Ascomycota; Eurotiomycetes; Eurotiales; Aspergillaceae
Product: putative C6 transcription factor RosA-like
Exons: 4
Coding region: 1-1713 (570 amino acids)
Biological process (GO): regulation of transcription by RNA polymerase II
Molecular function (GO): zinc ion binding; DNA-binding transcription factor activity, RNA polymerase II-specific
Source: RefSeq, a predicted model, not a curated record